Nothobranchius furzeri (turquoise killifish) is the source of this 5781-nucleotide messenger RNA. RefSeq names its product ubiquitin protein ligase E3 component n-recognin 1 (gene ubr1). The record is from RefSeq and is a predicted model, not a curated record. NCBI's taxonomy places the organism in Eukaryota, Metazoa, Chordata, Actinopteri, Cyprinodontiformes, Nothobranchiidae. Gene Ontology annotation, biological process: ubiquitin-dependent protein catabolic process via the N-end rule pathway. Gene Ontology annotation, molecular function: zinc ion binding; ubiquitin protein ligase activity.
CUAGCGGGCGGGCGUGCGCGCGGCACAGUGCUGGACGCCUCUACUUACGGCAAAUGGAAUAUGGCGGACAGUGAGAAAUCCAUGAACAGGCUGGAGCUGAGUAAGGGAUGGCUGGAAGCUGCAGACUGCAGAGCCGAACUGCUCCGCCACCUGAAGGAGCAGGUACCGCAGAUCUUCUGUCUGAAGAAGGAGCCCUGCCUCCAGGAGGAAGAGGAGCUCGCCCAGAGCCGCCUCCUUUACCCUUUCGAGUGUUUCCUGUUCGGAGAAGAUCCUGAAGAUGGUCUGGAGAAGCUCAAGCAGGGCAGCACCUCCUCCCAGCUCUGUGGGCGUGUGUUCAAAGAGGGAGAGACUGUCUACUCCUGCAGGGACUGUGCGAUAGACCCUACGUGUGUUUUCUGCAUGGACUGCUUCCAGGACAGCGUGCACAAAGGCCAUCGCUACAAGAUGCACGCCUCUUCAGGCGGGGGGUUCUGUGACUGUGGCGAUGUCGAAGCCUGGAAGAUAGGCCCCUGUUGUUCCAAACACGACCCGGGAGCAGCCGUUGCCAUGGUAACGGAUGAUUGUGUGCUGCAGCCUCAGCUGUAUGAACGUGCGGAGCAGCUGUUCCGGGUCCUGCUGUGCUACAUGACAGAUUUUCUGGUGUGGGAAGAGUCCUUUGAGCUAUCCGCUGCGCUACAGCCUCGGACCAAAGAAAACGCUUUCUACUGCGUCCUGUACAAUGACGAGCACCACUCGUACGACCACGUGAUCUACACCCUGCAGCGCUCCGUCAACUGUGGUCAGGCUGAAGCACAAACACACACAGCACUUAUCGAUAAAGAGGGUCGGCGGGCGGUAAAGAGAGGGAGCCUUCGUUCCUGUCUCCAGGCUAAAGAUUCGAUCAGGGCCAACUCUGAGCACAUUUCCACACAGCCGCUGCGCGUGGAGAUCCUUCAUGCAACAGUAAUGGCUCAUCAAACCUUUGCACUCCGCCUGGGAUCCUGGUUCCAGAAGAUCAUUGGUUACUCAGCUGGCUUCAGGCACGCCUUCUGCCAGGUGGCUUUAGAGCCAAACUCAGACCGAGAUCUGCCAUGUCCCAUCAGCAGACUCAUGCUGCGCGAUGCUAAGAUGUAUAAAGGAGCUCGCAAGAUCGUACACGAGUUGAUCUUCUGCAGCAUGCUAAUGGAUGCUGAGUUCAAGAGGCUCUUUGCUAUUGAGUUUACAAAGCACUACAUGCAGCUGCAGAGAGACUUUAUCAACGAUGACCAUGACAGAAGUAUAUCCAUCACAGCUCUGUCUGUUCAGAUCUUCACCGUUCCCACAUUAGCCAGGCAGCUCAUCGAAGAGGGAAAUGUCAUUAAAGUGAUUGUUGCUACGGGCAUGGAGCUGCUGCACGAACAUCUGGAUGGCAACGGUCGAUUUUUCUUCCAGGGCUACAACUCUGAAAAGUUCUCACGCAUCCAGGUUAUCUUUCACGACCUCAGGUACAUCCUCAUCAGUAAGCCGUCGGUUUGGACUGAGGAGCUGCGGGAACAGUUUCUGGAAGGGUUCAAGGAUUUUCUUGGGUUUCUCAAAUGCAUGCAGGGAAUGGAGGAAGUGAAGCGGCAGCUGGGUCAGCAUAUCGCCGUGGAGCCCGAGUGGGAGGCUGGUUUCACUCUCCAGAUUCAGCUUCGCCACGUUCUUGCCAUGUUUCAGGAUUGGUGUUCUUCUGAUAAGGAGAUCCUGCUGCUCACAUUCAAGGAGUGCUACUCGGUGCUGAAGCAGUGCAGCAAUCAGCCAUUCCCUAAAGAGGCCACUGACUACUACAUGUGCAAACACAUCCUCCACGUUCCACCAUAUAAGGUCUCCCAGGACCCGGUCAGCAUACACCUGCCCAUUUCCAGGCUGCUGGCUGGCUUGUAUGUGCUUCUGUGUAAAACGGGGGCAAUCGAACAUCUGGAUAAUGUUGAAAGCUAUGACUUCACUCUGCUGGCAGAGCAUCCUCUGCGGUGUGUGGUGUUGGCUGCACAGGUCUCGGCCGAAAUGUGGAGGCGAAACGGGCUGUCGCUAGUCAGCCAGGUCUACUACUACCAGGAUGUAAAAUGCCGAGACGAGAUGUAUGAUAAAGAUGUCAUCAUGCUCCAGAUCGCUGCUUCCAAAAUGGAUCCAAACCACUUCCUCAUGCUGAUCCUGCUGAGAUUUGAGCUUUUUGAAUAUUUUAACGGAAGCCGUUCCAGCAAAGAUCAGGAUGAGUUGAUGCAGUGGAAUCGUCUGACAGAGGAGAUGCUCUUCCUGCUGAUUGUCGUCUUUGGUGAGCGGUACAUUCCUGGGAUCGGUCAGGUCACCAGAGAGGAUGUGACCACCAGGGAGGUCAUCCACCUUCUGUGCAUUGAGCCCAUGGCUCACAGCACCCUGGUCAAAAACCUGCCAGAGAACGAGAACUUCGAAACGGGCCUGGAAGCUGUAAUAACCAAAGUCGCAACGUUUAAAAAGCCGGGCGUGUCGGGACAUGGGUUGUACGAAGUAAAAAAAGAUUGUCUCGCUGAGUUUAAUCCUUUCUUCUACCAUUACUCGAGAUCUCAGCACAGCAAGGCAGAAGAGUCUCAGAAGAAGAGGAGGGCUCAGGAGGGCAACGAUAAAGCUCUUCGUCCUCCGAUGCCACGAGCCUUUUGUCCAAGGUUCUCCAACGUAGUGCAGCUGCUUUGCUGUGAUGUUUUUGUUUUCGUUCUGAGACACAUCCUGCAGAGAGCUGCUGAAGACCUGCCAACACACUGGACCGAAGCCAUGAUCCAAAGGGCCCUUCACCUGAUUGGCCAAGCACUCCUGGAAGAGAAGACACAGCUGGAAAGCAUCACUGUGGAGGAAGUGACCUUUGAUUUCAGUCUUAAAGCGCGGAUUCUCGGUUCAGAACAUGGCAAGUCGGUGUUCCUGUUGUUGUCCAAGAUCAAGACUUUACUUUCACUGGAAGCUCAGAAAGACAUGGUCGUGUGGCUUCUUCAGAUGUUUGAGAUCAUCAAGUGCCUUAGAGAGAAGUCCAGUCCCACAGUGUCAGUGAGCAUGGAGACAACCAAACCAGAAGAAAGUGCUCAGGACAAAGAGAAAGCUGAGAGGAAGAGGAAAGCGGAGGCUGCGAAGCUCCACCGACAGAAGAUUAUGGCCCAGAUGUCGGCGAUGCAGAAGAACUUCAUUGAGUCGAACAAGAUGCUGUACGACAACAUGCCUGAGAGCGGGAACCAAGGAGAACCUGUUGCAUCCACUGAGCAUUGCACCAUGGAGCAGAGGGAGCUUUGCAUAGCUAUUGGACCUCAAAGAGGACCCACUCCAGCUGAAAGGGAGGUGCUCACCUGUAUUCUCUGUCAAGAGGAGCAGGAGGUGCUGCCUCAGGCUCCAGCCAUGGUGCUGACUGCAUGUGUCCAAAGGUCCACAGUUCUGACACAGUGUAGAGGAAAGAUCCCACCAAGCAGGAUGGAUGGCUCAGGGACAUAUCCUCUCUUCAUGCCUCCUGAUCUGGCCGUGGGGACCCACACUGGGACCUGUGGACACGUCAUGCAUGCUACGUGUUGGCAGAAAUAUUUUGAGGCUGUUCAGAGUACCACAAGGAACCGUCUCCACGCCGAGCUGAUUGUUGAUCUGGAGAACGGAGAGUACCUUUGUCCUCUGUGCAAGUCUCUAUGCAACACCGUGAUCCCUCUCAUCCCGCUAGAACCUCUCACGUUUAACUAUGAAAAUGCAGAGAUAAUUGGGCAGAAUUUGUCGUUGCCUCAAUGGAUCCAGGUCCUCACCGCCAGGAUUAAAGGCCUCAAGUCGGUUAUGCAGGACAAUGACUUCAACCCUGAUGGCAGCAGCGGGACUCCUGGGCUGUGUAGUGAUACCCAGGCAGACUUUAGAUCCAUUCUGUCCUACGGCGUACAAGAACCGAGGAAGUUCUCAGACAGCAUUGCAGAGAUGCUGGUUGUGUGUGCCACCACGGUCCACAGAGUGGGAUUAAAGACGCCCCCCAAUGAGCUCUGCCCACGCGUGCCCCUCAUGGCCUGGAACACAUGUGCUUUCACUAUUCAGGCUAUAGAAAACAUUUUACAGGAAGAGGACAAACCUUUGUUUGGAUCCUUACAAAACAGACAGACUGCAGGUCUGAAGGCGAUUGUGCAGUUUGCAGCAUCACAGAGACUUCGGAGCGCCCAGGCAGUUAUCCAGAGGCACUUUGCAGAUUUGAUGGGGGUUUUGCUUCCAACCAUGAGCAGAAAAAACACACCUUCUGUCCUGGAAGUGGACUUCUUCCAUCUCCUGGUGGGACUGGUGCUGUCCAUACCCUCACUGUAUCAGGAAGAAGGAGUCGACCUACAGCCGUCCUCCAUAAGCUCCGCCUUCAACAACCUGUACAUCUUUCACCUGGUCACCAUGGCCCACAUUGUGCAGGUUCUCCUGACAUCUACAGAUUUUCCUGCUGUGGGAGAUGGGGAGGAGACACAGGAGGCCAGAGCAGCAGCAGAGUUGUACACAGCCGUAUCACAACACACUGGAAGGUCCGUUCCAGAUUUGUCCGGCAGCGCUGUUGCACAAAGAGUUAAAAUGGGAAUUGAGCCUUUUCUGCGCUGCGCUGCUCUUUUUUUCAACUGCCUUACAGGAGUCAAUCCUUCAGAGGAGCUUUUCAACACUCCUGUAAUGUCUCAGGGACAGAUGGAGACGCUCUAUAGCUACUUGGCCCUUCCUGUAAACGUGUUCCAGCUCUUCCAGGACUACAGAGACUCCGUUUCACCUCUGCUUCACAGGUGGUGUCGAAGUCCGGCUAUAAUCAAAGCUCUGCAAGGCAAAGGGCAGAUGAUCAGAUAUCCAAGGAGAAGGAAUCGCUUGAUUGAUCUUCCUGAGGAUUACAGUGUUCUCCUCAAUAAAGCCUGCCAUUUUCAGUGUCCAAAGUCCACAGAUGACGAGAGGAAGCACCCGACACUUUGCCUGGUUUGUGGAGAAAUGCUGUGCUCACAGAGCUCCUGCUGCCUCAGCCAGCUGGAGGGGGAGGAUGUGGGCGCCUGCACGGCUCACACGGCCACCUGUGGGGCCGGAGUCGGCUUGUUCCUCAGGAUAAGAGAGUGUGAAAUCGUCCUGAUGGCGAGUAAGACUCGAGGCAGCAUGUACGCAGCUCCAUACUUAGAUGAUUACGGGGAAACUGAUCAUCAUCUGGGAAGAGGCAAUCCGUUGCACCUUUGUCCAGAUCGCUACAGGAAGCUGAACCAACUGUGGCAGCAGCACUGCAUCCUAGAGGAAAUUGCCCGCAUCCAGGAGGUGGUCAAUGUUAUGUUUGCCUUUGAAUGGCAGCUGGUGUGACGGCUCCAGCAGCGGUGACCAGGUUUUGAUCACAUCCGCAGAACACGCUUCCGUUCCCAGACCAGUACUCCCAAUGCCCACACGUUUCACAUAAUUAAAGCCUCCUGCAGUCCAAAGAGGCCCGCUUCCAGAGAGGUGGAACAUCAUGGACGGUGGACUGCAGUCGCCUUGUUCCAGUUUGAUCGCCUGCAGUCAGGACGAGUGUUUUUUUUUUUUUUUGCAGAGUUUCUCAUUGAAAAAGUGAAAGCAUCAAACAAUCUCUUUCAAUUUUUAGUUCAUGGAUUUAAUUUCCUCAGUAAUGCAGGGAGUUUUCUGUAUUGUAUGAUUUGAUGCAUUUAUUCAGGUUUGACGUUUUAAAGGAGGGGAGGGUCUAAGCAUGAUGGAAACUCUCUUCUUUUGCUUUCGCCUCUUAUUUGUGUAGAUGCUGUAAGUUAUAGACCUGUAAGCUGCUGUCGACCUUUCUCAUGUGUAGACAGACACAGUAAAUAAAACCUAUAAAUAUCA